CGCCUCUGGUGCUGCAUUGAGCCGUGAUUCAUUCUGAUCCAUGUCGAACGAGCUCGUCAUUGUGGUCACCGGCGCGAACGGUGGGGUGGGAUUCGGGAUAUGCCACCGCCUCCUCGUCCAACUCUCCUCUCGUCACCCGUCGGACGCGCAACCCUACUUCAAGGUCGAGCGGGAGAAGGCGCAGGGUCUGGAGCUUCCGGAGAGGUCGCCGGACGCGGGGGUGACGAUUGUCAUGGCGUGCCGCGACCCGAAGCGCGCGCAGGACGCGAGGGAGAAGCUCUACCGACUGCUGGACAAGCAUAUCGCGACGCUCAAGAAAGGCACGCAGGACCACGCCUACGCUGUCGCGUUUAGGAGUAGCGUGCGGCUGGACAUUGAGAGGUUAGACCUCUCCUCAGUCAGGAGUGUGCUAGAAUUUAGCAAGGCGGUUACCCAAAAGUACGAAUACGUAUCCCAUCUUAUAUUCAACGCUGGUACCGCAACAUACAGCCACCUCGAUAUCCUGGGUUUCACGUACGACCUGCUCAUCCAUCCAAUAGACGCCAUUGAGCACCCACGACGGAACAUGCAAAUUAACGGUGUUCUGAGCGAGGACGGGCUGGGAUACACGUGGCAGUGUAACGUCUUCGGGCAUUAUGUAUUGUACCGCUCAGUCCAGCCACUACUCGUCGCGUGCGCGCACAAAACUAGCUCGCCCGCGCGCGUCAUCUGGAUGUCCUCGCUCGACUCCGAGCCCAUCUUCGACUUGAAGGAAGACUGGCAGCUCACGAAGACGAUGCACUCGUACAACGCCUCCAAGUUCCAGAUCGAGCUCAUCGUCGCCGAGCUCGAGCGCCGCACAUUCGAGGGCGCACCAUCAAUACCAGACGUCUCGGCGCCCAACGGCGAGUUCCACCACUACAUCGUCAGCCCGGGUAUCACGGCGACGAACAUGAGCACGCUGCUCAACAUCCCCAUACCCGGCUACCGCUACCUCAUGCUCGCUGCCUUCUACAUCGUGCGCUUUAUCGGCUCGCCCCACGUUCUCCUGUCGCUCUACAGCGCAGCGGUUGCGGCUGUACACCUGGCGCUCAUUCCGCUCCUCGCGAUCCCGACCGCACGCGACACCGUGCACGUGCCGCCGGAGGAUAUCCCCUGGCCGAGCUGGCAUUCGUACUUUGGCAAGUUCACAGGGAGUGCCGCUCCCCCGCGUGUGCUCACGCUCCGCUUUGGGGCUGAGAACGACCGGUGGGGGAACGACCGCCCGGGGGUGAUGGCGGUGCCGGUGUGGGAGGAGCACCCGGACGCGGGUGCGCAGCUGCUGGAGCGCUUCGAGCGGCUGUACCAGGUUUUCUUGCUGAAGGAGGGAGAGAGCGCGAGCGGCGCGGCCGCGAACGGGCACGUUGAGUGAUGACUGCGCGUGGUUGGAAGUUUUACAUGGUGGCCACCCCCCUGCGUAUAUUACAUUCCGGUAAUGCUUUUGCGCCCCUAGGAGCUGCAGUGAUUUGAAGGUCCUGUUGCGUAGAUUUG
This is a messenger RNA of Trametes versicolor FP-101664 SS1, 1509 nucleotides long. RefSeq lists its product as uncharacterized. Gene Ontology annotation, cellular component: mitochondrial outer membrane; lipid droplet; endoplasmic reticulum membrane. Bases 41 to 1390 code for a protein of 449 amino acids. Gene Ontology annotation, molecular function: 3-beta-hydroxysteroid 3-dehydrogenase (NADP+) activity. Lineage: Eukaryota; Fungi; Basidiomycota; Agaricomycetes; Polyporales; Polyporaceae. The record is from RefSeq and is a predicted model, not a curated record. The transcript has 5 exons.